Messenger RNA from Clupea harengus (Atlantic herring), 1439 nucleotides. Its product is annotated as E3 ubiquitin/ISG15 ligase TRIM25-like. The record is from RefSeq and is a predicted model, not a curated record. Gene Ontology annotation, molecular function: zinc ion binding. The coding region runs from base 90 to 1439 and encodes 449 amino acids. The transcript is spliced from 7 exons. NCBI's taxonomy places the organism in Eukaryota, Metazoa, Chordata, Actinopteri, Clupeiformes, Clupeidae.
AAGAAACACAAACACUCCCACUUCUGGUGAAACGAGACCUAUUUAGCUUUCCCUGUAGCCAGAACGUGUGAGCCUGUGUGGUAGGUGAAAUGGCCAGUGCUUCAGUGUUUCAGGAUGAGUUCUGCUGUUCUAUCUGUCUGGAUCUGAUGAAGGAUCCGGUGACUGUUACCUGUGGACACAGUUUCUGUUUGAACUGUAUUACGGGGUGCUGGGAUCAGGAAAACCAUAAGGGUGUUUACAGCUGCCCCCAGUGCAGAGAGACCUUCACUCCUAGACCUGUUCUUCGCAGAAGCACAUUGCUGGCUGAUGUUGUGGAGAAGCUGAAGAAGACAGAAGUCCAGUCUGAUCACACGGCUCCUUCCAACGCUGGACCAGACGAUGUGGAGUGUGAUUUCUGUACUGGGAGAAAACACAAAGCCAUUAAGUCGUGUCUAACAUGCAUGGGAUCUUACUGUGAGGUUCACAUCCAAUCUCAUUAUCAAGUGGCCUGUCUGAAAAAGCACAAGCUAGUGAAUGCCUCCUCACGGCUACAAGAGAAGAUCUGCUCACAACACGGCAAGAUCAUUGAGGUGUUUUGUCGCACAGAUCAGAAGUUAAUAUGUAUGCUCUGUUCAAUGGACGACCACAACGGACACAAGACUGUCUCCGCUAUAGCAGAACGAACUGAGAAGCAGAAACAGUUGUUGGAGAUGAAGAGGGAUAACCAGAGGCGGAUCCAGCAGAAGGAGAAGGAGGUGGAGGAGGUGAAACAAGAAAAGAAGUAUCUGCAGGCCUCUGCACAAAAAGCUGAUGAGGACACAGAUUGGAUCUUCACAGAGCUGAUCAACUUCAUGGAGAAAAAACGCUCUGAGGCGAAAGAGUCGAUCAGAACUGAAGAGAAGGCAGAGGUGAGUCGAGCUGACGGACUCCUGAAAGAACUGGAGCUGGAGAUCGCUAGGCUAAAGAACAGAGAUGCUGAGAUGGACCAACUCCAGCCAAUUGAGGACCCCAUUGAUUUCCUCCAGAGUUUCCAGCCACACCUCACCUCCUCAUCUGUGGCUAAGAACCUUCCUAAGGCUACUCUUGAAACAGAUUUCUCCUUCAGCGAAGUGAUGAAAUCAGUGUCUCCGUCUCUGAAUGAGAAAACAAAACAGUUCCUCCAGGACAUACUUAAAGUCACAGGCUUCAGGAAGGGGGACACGGUCAGACUGAAGUAUCCUGAGACCGUUGCAAAGACUUUACGAUGUGAUAUUAGGUCUGGAUACAACCAACACAGUUAUGACAUCACUGUCAGUGGUGUGGGUGAGGUAACAGAGCCCGAUACUGUGACCGUAAAGUUUCCUGAGCUUCCUCGUUGGAAAGGGAGUUCUUCUGAGCUGGAACUGGUAUUCGCGAUAAAUAAUGAUGAUCAUGAUGAAGAUGAAGAUGAUUAUGAUCUCUUAUAUCUUUUCUUCCCCUGA